Messenger RNA from Hyphopichia burtonii NRRL Y-1933, 2032 nucleotides. Its product is annotated as U4/U6-U5 snRNP complex subunit. The record is from RefSeq and is a predicted model, not a curated record. Gene Ontology annotation, biological process: mRNA cis splicing, via spliceosome; maturation of 5S rRNA. Gene Ontology annotation, cellular component: U4/U6 x U5 tri-snRNP complex. Bases 11 to 2020 code for a protein of 669 amino acids. The transcript has a single exon. Lineage: Eukaryota; Fungi; Ascomycota; Pichiomycetes; Serinales; Debaryomycetaceae.
GAUACAUACGAUGCCAGAGUCGAUAGAGUUGUCGAUUGCAGAGACGAACAAGCUAAGGGCUAAGAUCGGGCUUCCACUCAUUGCAGUCGAGAAGUCUGCAGCCACCGAGAACCUGGAGUCAUCAUCGUCAAAAUCGAUGCAAAAUAAUAGAGACAAGUCUGACGGCGUGAGGAAAACAGAGCUUUCUAUUGAAGAAACUAAUAAGCUAAGGCUAUCGCUUGGGCUACGUCCUAUUCCUGUUGAUUCUAAUUCAGGGAGUGGUGGUGUAGCCAGUGGUGAGUCCAGGGAGAAUAAUUCGUCUCAGUCGAAUGAACUCGAACAGAGAAUUAACAGGUUGAAAAGAAAACCAAAGAACGAGGAAAGCGAAAUCAAGAAAAGGAAGAAGGCAGUGACUAGCUUGUUGUGGGAGGAUGCUGACAGUUCGGAAGACACUAGCUCGUGGUUGAAUAAAUUAGGUAAAGAUACUAAAAUACAAUCACAGACUCAACGCAAGCAGACUCCAGAGGCCGCCACCGAUCCUGAUAUGGCAAUCGGGCACUCAUCGAGAGAAUUGGCUUCUAUAAAAGAUGGAGAGAUCUUAACACUCAAAGACACAGACAUUUUAGAUACUGAAGACCUAAAGGAUCUGCUUGAAAACGAAAAGUUAAAUUCAGCAAAGAAAUUAAAGAAAGAUAUGAGAGAGAAGAAAAGGCAGAAUGAUAUAUCAUUCAAUGGGCGAACGAGUUAUGAGGAAAAUGAAGGAGAAGCUGAAGAAGAGGAAGAAGAAACUGCGAUUACUGGAUCUACUAUCUUCUUGCCAUCCAAAGAAGAGCCCGAGGAACGAGACUCGAAACCGCAAGGCCACACUAUGAAGCUACUGGGCUUAUUCGAUGAGGACGAAGACAUGCACUUGGGUAAUGAUUACAGUAAGCCUAAGAAGCCGGUAAAGAUGAAGAAAUUACUGAAAAAACUGAAGCUGAAGCUGAAGGACCGUAAUAAAACAGCUGAAGAAGUUGAAUACGCACCACUACAGAGAGUUGAAUUGGAAGGCAUGAACGAGAAGGAGACAUUUGAAGAAGAAGAUGAGUUGCAACUGAUUCUUGCUUUGAAAAGAAGACAAAAGCAGCAAUCUAGAUCAAGACUCACGCCUGAACAAAUAGCACAAGAAGUGAAACAGAACAAGCAAUGGGAAAUGAUGAAUGAGAUUGAGGAGAGAAGUAAUUUGUCGAGUUCCGGUAUGGUUUUCGAUUACACUACUGAUUUUCUAAAUACUUUAACCCCUAAUGAGGAGCCAAAGGUGAACUCUUCUGACGAGAUAAGAGUGAAAGAGGAACCAAGCAGUCUGGUGAAAGAGGAACCAAGCAGUCUGGUGAAAGAGAAACCAAGUAGUCUUGUGAAAGAAGAACCAAGCAGUCUGGUGAAAGAGGAACCAAGCAUUCUCGUGAAAGCAGAAUCAGGUGACUCUAUAAAAGAAGAACCAAAUUCUACAAAACAAGAACCCACUUCAAGCGCUCGUGAACAGACACAGUUUAGUCUGGGACUUGCUGGCACAUUAAAGUUCUUACAAUCAAAGAAUAUUAUCAAUAAGCCUACCAGUGAACAACAAGAGCAUAACAAAAAACAACGAGAAGCAGUUAAAGAAGCCGAAUUGCUAAAAUUGCAAUUGUCAAUUGAGGAAAGAAUAGUCACCCAAGAACUACAAGCAGAUAAAAAGUUCAUAAACUUACCAAAAGAAGAACGAACCAUUAAGAUACAAGAAGAAGUUGAAAAUAGACUACGUGCAAAGGGUGUAUUACCACAAAUCGAAACCAACAAAAGAGGAAGAUACAAUAAACCAGCCGACAGAUUGUCCGGAUACAACCCCCAAGUCAAACUCGAUUACCGAGAUGAAGAAGGCCAUGAGCUCAACACUAAAGAGGCUUUCAAAUUCUUAUCGCAUAAAUUUCAUGGUGUCGGUCCUGGUAAAGCCAAAACUGAAAAAAAGUUGCGCAAACAACAUGACUUAAACUCGUCCAAUACCACUGAACGAAUCAUAGAAUAAUAUAUAUACCCC